GAGAGAGAGAGAGAGAGAGAGAGAGAGAGAGAGAGAAUGAAUUAUGCCAGGAGAGCUUCAGGAACACUGUAAUGGAGGCACGGUAAGGUUUUGUUUUUGUUGUUUUUUUACUUUUUAAAGGGGUUUGGGGGGAGGAAGUUACAAUAUGCUACUGGUUCACGUAUAGUCAAAAAAGAGAGAAGCUAUUGGGCCCUGGUAAUCUAGGACAGUGCUGUUCACCAUUAUGCAGUGAGAGUCUCAAUUGGACAAUGGCAUAUGAGCAAUUCAUACUGUGUCAGCUAUAUACUAUGUCUAUAUCAUAUGGUUUAACCUUUCAUGCAACUGAUUUAAAUCUACUUUGUGAUUUAUUUAUUUAUUUAUUUGUUGUUGAGGCUUGGGCAUGGUGGUUCCUCCCAGACUCUGGAAUUUGCUUCCUAGAGAGACCUUGAUGGCCUCAUCUUGACUUGCCUUUUUCAGGCAGAAGAAAACAUUCCUUUGCCAUCAGGCACUUAUGGACUCAUGAGAGCAGGUUCUUUGCUGGCUGGAUUUAUGACUUGGCAGCUCUUGAAAGUAGUCAUGGCUUGUCUAGCACAUUCUUGGACUUGUUCAGGUUUACUUCUAAUCUGGCACCUACUGCUAAUGCCUGCUAUUGCUAAAGCCACUUUAGUCAGCUACAAGCCCAACAUUGUCAUUUUCCUGGCUGAUGACCUUGGCAUUGGAGAUGUUGGCAGCUAUGGAAAUGAUACAAUCAGGACUCCUAAUAUUGACCGGCUAGCAAAGGAAGGAGUCAAACUUACUCAGCAUAUUUCUGCGGCUCCUCUCUGUUCGCCAAGCAGAGCUGCUUUUUUGACUGGCAGAUAUCCCAUCAGAUCAGGUACAGAUCAAACAGAUGUGUUUCGUGUUCUUCAAUGGCUUGGUAGUUCAGGUGGUCUUCCUGCAAAUGAAACAACUUUUGCCAAAAUAUUACAGAAGCAAGGCUAUACCACCGGUUUAAUAGGAAAGUGGCAUCAAGGUGUGAAUUGCAAAUAUCGUAACGACCACUGCCAUCACCCUUUAAAUCAUGGGUUUGAUUAUUAUUAUGGAAUGCCAUUUUCACUAAUGGGUGACUGUCGCGUAACCGAUCCUCCAGAGAUGAAUAUGCCUCUGCGGAUAAAGCUCUGGUGUUACACACAGAUAAUUGCUCUUGCUGUCUUCACUCUUAUAGCAGCAAAACUGGCUCACCUGGUGUUCAUCAGCUGGAAAUUUAUCUUCCUUCUCACUUUGUUUGGUUCUUUAUUCUUUAUUUCCUGGUUCUCAAGUUAUGGAUUCAUAAGAUACUGGAACUGUAUCAUGAUGAGAAAUUAUGAAAUUACAGAACAGCCAAUGAAGGUAGAGAGAACAGCUCCCCUCAUGCUAAAGGAAGCCAUGUCUUUUGUUGAAAGGAACAAAGAAGGGCCAUUCCUCUUAUUUGUUUCAUUCUUGCAUGUUCACACAUCAUUGGUUACCACAGAAAAAUUCACUGGCAAGAGCAAACAUGGUCUGUAUGGUGAUAAUGUAGAAGAAAUGGAUUUUAUGAUAGGAAGAAUUCUGGAUGUACUGGACAACAACAACUUGACAAACAGCACACUGGUAUAUUUUACCUCUGAUAAUGGUGGACACUUAGAGGCUCAAGAAAGAAAUGCCCGAUGGGGUGGUUGGAAUGGCAUUUACAAAGGUGGAAAGGCCAUAGCAGGCUGGGAAGGGGGAAUUCGUGUCCCUGGAUUAUUCAGAUGGAUGGGAGUGCUGCCUGAGCACAAGGUUAUUGAUGAACCUACAAGUUUAAUGGAUGUUUUCCCCACAUUAGUAAACCUGGCUGGUGGAACAGUACCUCAGGACAGGAUAAUUGAUGGUCGGGAUUUGAUGCCUUUACUGCAGGGAUUAGUUCAGCACUCAGAGCAUGAAUUCAUGUUUCACUACUGUGGAAUACUUUUACAUGCCGUGCGGUGGCACCAGAAGGACAGUGGAAAUGUGUGGAAGGCCCAUUAUGUGACACCAAUUUUUCAACCCAAAGGAUCUGGUGGUUGCUAUGAUAUUAGAUUUUGUCCUUGUUCUGGAGAACGUGUAGAACAUCACAAUCCUGCUUUGCUUUUUGAUCUUUCAAGAGACCCAUCAGAGGAAGUCCCUUUGUCGCCUGAGACUGAGCCACUGUUCCACAUGGUUUUAAAAAAAAUAGAGAAAGUAGUGGAGGAGCACCGGACGACCCUCACUCCUGUCCCACAGCAGCUGUCUUUCUAUAACUCUUUGUGGAAUCCGUGGUUGCAGCCUUGCUGUGGGACAUUCCCCUUCUGUGGCUGUGACAAAGAAAAGGAAAAGAGGGAACACUUUUAAAGUUAAACAUGUUGAAAUAGUAGGUGUUUUUGACCAUUAAAAUGCCUACUAAAACAGGAAGUAUUUCAGAACAAAUAAUAUGCUUGCCCUUUCCCACUGCCCCAUAAUCCACCUGCUGGGAGCGGGGACAAUGGUUAAUAGAAAAGGUAAUAAAAAGGGAAUGACCAAGAAUCAUGAUGCUUUGUAUUUGUGUUACAUAUUAGUAGGCCUGACAGCAAAGCUGUAACAUUAUUCAAGUAAGUUAAUGUAUUGAUGCAGUAUUUGCAAUGCUAAAGACUCUGUCAUUUGCUCGUAUCUGAUAUAAGCAGCAGAGUCCGGGGAAUUCAUAGCAGAGUUAUAUGAAAGACAAACAAAGUAAGACCAGUAAAUAGUAAACACAUUUCACUUCCCAUCUACUUUAUUGGAGAUGGUGAAUACUGGUACAAUUCAUUGUGAAAACUAUUUGUUCUAGUUUAUUGACACAAUUAAAAAUAGCUUUUAUGACACAUCUAUUUAUAAAAUAAAAUUCUACUGGUAACCAUCAACCAUUCCUUAUAGAGUUAAAAAGAGAAAAAUUACCUUUGAAAAUACCAUGCAUUGCGAACAAGAACACUUAGGCCCCUUCCACACAGCUGAAGAAAAUCCCACAUUAUCUGCUUUGGAAUAUAUGGCAGUGUGGACUCAGAUAUCUCAGUUCAAAGCAGAUAUGGUGGGAUUUUCUGCCUUGAUAUUCUGGGGUAUAUGGCUGUGUGGAAGGGCCUCUAAAUGGCUCAUUUCUUGAUUAUUUGCCUAAUGGCCAUUUGUCCAAUGUCAUUGUAAAUAAUCCAAACAAUUUCCCCAAAGGAAAACAUGGGGCACUUGCAGGUUUUACUCCACAUUCUUGGGUUUUAUUUUGGUUUUUUAUUUUAGUUUUUCACCAGCUUUGAAUCAAGCAAGUAAGCAGAUAGCAACAGCAAGGAACACCGGUACCAAGCUUGGGGUUUCAGGGUUGACGGUGAGGCCUCAGAUGUAGUGCAAGCCUUGAUGGGUAUCCUUUAAUACCUAUCCCUCAUACCACCUGGCUCAUGACUUCUUCCAGCCAAGUCCUGAGGCCUGUAUCAUUGACUCAUAUGAAUUUUUGAAACAGCCUCUGGGUCUAAAAAAAAAAGUAAAUACAAGGACUGCCAAAUCUACAGAAAGUUCCACUUGAAAAUUACAUCUGGAUAAGAAAAACAUCAAUGAAAAUAUAUAAAAGAAAGAAUUUUCACUGCUGUUUGGCACUCAUUAUAAUGUUUAUGAAAAUGCAAAAUAUUGGUGCAGUCCUUUCAAAAUAGUUGUUGAUGACAGACCCUGGAUAGGUUCUGCCCUGUUCUCAAGUCACUCAGCUAUCAUUUCCAGGGUGGAGACUGCCCGGAGUCUGUAAUUAACAACAGUAUCAACAAGGAUGCACAGAAAACAUGUUUUGAUCUUUUUCUAAAAAAAAACAAAAGUGUGUGAGGGGGAGGUGACAAUUACACAAUACAUUUCAGUUUAACUUAUAAUAACAUGACUUCAAAAUUGCAGAGUAGUACAAGAUACAACAUUCCCCACCCAGUGUUUGGACGUUUGUUCAUUAUAUAAUUUUUGUCUGACUAUGUUGGUUUAAUUUAUUGCUGUUAGGUUCAAUUCAUUGAUCUUAGCUUUAAUUUGAUGUUAGGUUUUAAUUGCUGUUUUCAUAUAUGGGGUUUUCCUGGGAUUUUAUGUCACUAUUUGUUUGUUUUAUGGAGGCAUUUAAUGUUUCCCGUUGUAUGUUGGAAUCCGCCCUUAUCUUGGAGAGAUAAGGCGGAAUACAAAUAAAGUUUUAUUAUGUAUCAUUAUUUCAAAAUAUGAAAUAAAAUUAGAAAUUGUCCCCAUA
Molecule: messenger RNA, 4177 nt
Organism: Anolis carolinensis (green anole)
Lineage: Eukaryota; Metazoa; Chordata; Lepidosauria; Squamata; Anolidae
Product: arylsulfatase H
Exons: 11
Coding region: 499-2325 (608 amino acids)
Molecular function (GO): arylsulfatase activity
Source: RefSeq, a predicted model, not a curated record